Mirounga angustirostris (Northern elephant seal) is the source of this 9700-nucleotide messenger RNA. RefSeq names its product zinc finger protein 345. Gene Ontology annotation, biological process: negative regulation of transcription by RNA polymerase II. Lineage: Eukaryota; Metazoa; Chordata; Mammalia; Carnivora; Phocidae. The record is from RefSeq and is a predicted model, not a curated record. The transcript is spliced from 6 exons. Gene Ontology annotation, molecular function: DNA-binding transcription repressor activity, RNA polymerase II-specific. The coding region runs from base 641 to 2569 and encodes 642 amino acids.
CACAAGCCUGGCUGCAGUUAGGGCCCAGGCAUUCCUCUUCUUGUCAGACUCCGAUCGCCCCCGACCCCCGCAGGUCUUCUGGACUCUGCGGCGGCACCUCCCGCAGCCUGCUCCAAGCUGCGGCUGAGGGUUCCUGACCGCCCCGCUCCGCCCUCCAGGGCUCCUAGGUCACACUACAAGUCCCAGAAGUCCCCGGGGCGGAAAAUAAACUUCCGGCUGAAUGCGAGUUGGGCUGCCGGGUGCGCAGCCGGGACUGCGCAGUCGCAGUGCUUCGCCGUAGAGAGUGGAGGAGCAGGGGUCGAGGGCUGGCGCCGGGGGAGGAAUACUCGGGUCGAACCUCUUUGGGGGUCUUUCGUGUUCUGGACUACACUUUCCAGAGGCCUCCGGGAGUGACGUCACUUCCUUCUAAGGUGGUCAGCGCCGUUGUGCCGGAGCGAGCUGCACAGCGCCCCGGCGCGGGAAGCGCGCGGCCCGUGGGUUCGUUCAGGUCUGGCGGAACGUGAGGGGAACGCCGGGGAAGCUGAAGGUGACCAGAGACUAAGGGAAGAGCCGCUGUUGGACAACUGAGAGUUUUAUCCAAGGACUGCACUUCUCCAUGAGGAGAAGCCAGAGGAGGACUCAUAAGUUGCAAUUCUAAGCCAUGCCUUGUAGGUUGGUGUUGUUCAAGGAUGUGGCCGUAGACUUCUCUCAGGAGGAGUGGGAGUGCCUGGACUUGGAACAGAAAGAUUUGUACAGAGAUGUGAUGUUGGAAAACUAUAGCAACUUGGUCUCACUGGCAGGAUUUUCCAUUUCUAAAGCAGAUGUGCUUUCCUUAUUGAAGCAAGGGAAAGAGCCCUGGAAGGUUGUGCAGGAUGUGACAAGAAGUCAGAGUUCAGACUGGGAAUCCAGGUGUGAGACCAAAAAGCUGUCCUCAAAGAGAGGAAUUUAUGAAAUAGAAUCAUCUCAAUGGGAGAUAAUAGAACAGCUCACAAGACAUAAGUGUGAGUGUAAAAGUUUUCAAGAUGAUAGGGAAUGCAAAGACCAGAUUGAAAGUCAAUUUGGAAAUAAAGAGGGACUUUUCAGGCAACUUUUAAUCACUUGUAAAGAAAUUCCCAAUUUUAGCCAGACCACAUCCCUUACAUUAAAACGAAGAAUUCAUUUUCUGGAGAAAUCCUAUGAAUGUAAAGCAUGCAGAAAAUACUUUAUCCGUGGCUUUCAACUUACAGAACAUCAGAAGGGUCAUUCCAAUGAAAAAUUCUGUGAAUGUAAAGAAUGUGGAAAGGCCUUUAUUCGGGGCUCAGAACUUACUUACCAUCAGAGAGUUCAUGUUAAGAAACCCUAUGAAUGUAAGGAAUGUGGAAAAGCCUUUAUUUGUGCCUCACAGCUUACUUAUCAUCGAAGAAUUCAUACUGGGGAGAAACCUUAUAAAUGUAAAGAGUGUGGGAAGGCCUUUAUUCGUGGCUCUCAUCUUACCCAACAUCAAAGAAUUCAUACUGGUGAAAGACCCUAUGAAUGUAAUGAAUGUGGUAAGGCCUUUUUUCGUGGCUCUCAACUUACUUACCAUCAGAGAGUUCAUACUGCAGAGAAACCCUAUCAAUGUAAAGAAUGUGGAAAGGCCUUUAUUCGUGGCUCCCAACUUACUGAACAUCAGAGAAUUCAUACAGGUGAGAAACCUUAUGAAUGUAAGAAAUGUGGGAAAGCCUUUAGUUAUGGCUCACAGCUUACUCUACAUCACAGACUUCAUACUGGUGAAAAACCCUAUAAAUGUAAAGAUUGUGAGAUGUCCUUUAUUCGUGGCUCACAACUUACUGAACAUCAGAGGAUUCAUACAGGUAGGAAACCACAUGAAUGUAAGCAAUGUGGAAAGGCCUUUAACUAUGGCUCACAGCUUAUUCGACAUCAGAGGAUUCAUACUGGUGAGAAACCCUAUGAAUGCCAAGAAUGUGGGAAAUCAUUUAUUCGUGGCUCCCAACUUACUGAACAUCAAAAAAUUCACACUGGAGAAAAACCUUUUGAAUGUAAGGAAUGUGGGAAAGCCUUUAUUCGUGGCUCACAUCUUACUCAGCAUCAGAGGAUUCAUACUGGUGAGAAACCCUAUGAAUGUAAAGAGUGUGGGAAGACCUUUAUUUAUAGCUCACAACUGACUCAACAUCAGAGAAUUCAUACAGGUGAGAAUCCCUGUGAAUGUAAGCAGUGUGGGAAGAUCUUUAUUUGUGCCUCACAACUUACUCUACAUCAGAUUUCUCAUUCUGGUAGGAAACCAUAUGAAUGUAAGGAAUGUGGUAAGGCUUUUAUUCGUGGCUCACAGCUAACUUACCAUCAGAGAGUUCAUACUGGUGAGAAGCCCUAUGAGUGUAAUGAAUGUGGGAAAGCCUUUAUUCGUGGUUCACAUCUUACUCAGCACCAGAGAAUUCAUACCGGUGAGAAACCAUACAAAUGUCAUGAAUGUGGGAAGGCCUUUAAUCGUGGCUCACAACUUACUCAACAUCAGAGAAUUCAUUCUGGUGAAAAGCCUUAUAAGUGUAAUGAAUGUGGUAAGGACUUUAGACGUCACUCACACCUUACUCAACAUCAUAAACUUCAUAAUUGAGAAAAACUUUAUGAAAACACAAAUUUUUUAAAUCUUUUAUCUGCCCAUUGGCACUCAGCUUUGGAAUAUCAGAUAAUUCAAAUCAUGAAAGUGGGAAUCCUUUACUUUCACUCAUAGGUAAUGACUCAGAAAAUUCAAACAAGGAAAGGCUAGAUUAAUAUAAUGGAGAAUCAGUUUCCAUCAUAUUUCAAUCUUUGUUAGGCAUUAGUGAAUUCAUACGAGAGUACAACCAUAAAAUAUAGGGUUUUCUUGUUUGGCAUCGUUCUCUUGUUUAGCAUGAUCUGAGUCCCACUGUUUACUACAUGUGUGUUCCUUUGGGAAAGUUAGUUAACCCCUGUUGCUUUAGUUUUUUCAUUUAUUAAACAUUAAAUAUUCUCAUUAUAAUGAUUUAAAGACAUAAAUACAUAUAAAGCCUUGAAGCAGUGUCUAAUAACUAGAUUAUACUUAAUAAACAUUAGUUAUUGAAAUUUUAUUAUUCAGUAUUUUAAAAAAUUUUGUUUUCCUUCUGGGCUCGAGUCAUCUUUCUUUUUUCUCAAUUGAAGUGUAGUUGACGUACAAUGUUAUAUUAGUUUCAGGUAUACACCAUAGUGAUUUGACAAUUCUGUACCUUACUCAAUACUGACCACAAUAUGUGUGGUUACCGUCUGUCUUUAUACAACAUUGUUACAAUAUUAUUAUUGACUAUGAUCUAUUAACUGUGCUGUGCUUUUCAUCCCUGUGAUUUACUUACUCUGUUUUAUUUUUUUAAAAGAUUUUUUAUUUAUUCAUUUAACAGAGCUAGAGAGAGAGCACAAGUAGGCAGAGUGGCAGGGAGAGGGAGAAGCAGGCUCUCUGCUGAGCAGGGAGUCUGAUGCGGGGCUCGAUCCCAGGACCGUGGGAUCAUGACCUGAGCCGAAGGCAGUCGCUAACUGACAGCCACCCAGGCGUCCGAUUUACUUAUUUUAUAACUGGAAGUUUGUACCUCUUAAUCCUCUUCACCUAUUUCACCCACCCUCAAGCCCCUGCCCCUCUGGCAACCACCAGUUCUAUGUAUUUAUGAUUCUGUUUCUGUUUUGUGUUUCAGAUUCCAGAUAUAAGUGAAAUCAGAUGGUAUUUGUCUUUCUCUGUUGACUUAUUCCACUUAGCCUAAUGUCCUCUAAGUCCAUCCAUGUUGUUGCAAAUGGCAAGACCUCAUUCUUUUUUAAGGGGGAGGAAAGAAGGGAUCCUCCCCCUGCCUUUAGCUAAUAUUUCCCUGUGUAUAUAUAUAUAUACUACAUCUUCUUUAUUUAUUUGUCUAUUGAUGGACACUUAGGUUGCGUCCAUGUCUUAGCUAUUGUAAAUAAUGCUUCAGUAAACAUUGGGGUGCAUAUAUCUUUUCAAAUUUGUAUUUUCAUUUUCUUUGGGUAAAUACCCAGUAGUUGAAUUACUGGAUAGUAUGGUAUUUCUAUUUUUAAUUUUUUUGAGGAAGCUUCAUACUGUUUUCCAGUGAUUGCAUCAGUUUACAUUCCCACCAACAGUGCAUUGAGGGUUUCCUUUUUUCAGUAUUUUAAUUGUAUAUUAUUACAGAAUUCAAAUGAGAGGAAGACUUUACAAAUACAGUACACAAGGUAACACUUUAAUCAGUCUUUUUUUUUUUUUUUAAGAUUUUAUUUAUUUAUUCUUGAGAGACAGAGAGAGAGAGGCAGAGGGAGAAGCAGGCUCCCAAGGAGCAGAGAGCCCGAUGCGGGACUCGAUCCCAGGACCCUGGGAUCAUGACCUGAGCUGAAGGCAGUCGCUUAACCAACUGAGCCACCCAGGCGCCCUAAUCAGUCUUACUAAUCAUCAGAUAAAUGAUUUUGGAACAGAACAUCCUAAUACAAUUAAUGUGAGGUUAUACCUUGUUCUGAACAUUAAAAUUCUUAUUAGAAGGAAACCCUAAGGAAAAUGGCUGUUACAAAUAAAGCUACAUAUGAACAUUUGUAUAUAGGUUUUUGUGUGAAUAUAAUUUACAUUUUCCUGAUAUAAAUGCCUAAGAGUGCAAUUUCUGGGUCUUAGAGUAAAUGCAUGUUUUCUUUUAUAAGAAAUGGACAUAUUAUUUUUCAAAAUGGCUUUACCAUUUUACAUUCACACCAGGAGCGUAUGAGUGACUUUCUCAGUAUUUGGUGGUGUCAUCACUUUUUAUUUUAGCCAUUGUGAUAGGUGUGUAGUGAUGUCUCUUCGUGGUCUUAAUUUGCAUUCCCCUAAUGACUAAUGAUGUUGAAUACUUUUUCCUGUGUUUGUCAUCUGUAUGUCCAUUUUGGUGAAAUGCCUGUGUCUUUUACUCAUUUUUGAAUUUUAUUUUUUAUUGUUGGGUUUUGAAAGAGUACUUUCUAUAUUCUAGAUGAUACUAGUCCUUUGCUAUGUGGUUGUGAAUAUUUUUCCUGAAGCAUAGCUUAUUUUUUUUAACCUUUUAAUAGGGUCUUUUGAAGAGCAGAAGUUUUCAGUUUUGAUAAUGUCUACUUUAUCAAUUUUUCCUUUUAUGGCUUUGCUUUGGUGUCAAAUCUAAGGACUCCUUGCCUAGCCCAGAUUCCAAAGAUUUUUCCUAUGUUUUUGCAUAAAUUUUUUAUAAUUUUACACAUUUUACACCUAAGUCUAUAAUCUAUUUUGAGUUAAUUUUUCAUGUAUGUUGUAUGCUUUAGUUUAAUGUUCUUUCUUAGUUUGUUUUGGCUAAUGGAUGUCCAUUUGCUCAAGCAUCAUUUGUUGAAAACACUGUCUUUCCUCCAUUAAAUUGCUUUUGUACCUCUGUCAAAAAUCUAUUGAAUAUAUGUAUGUAUAUCUUACUUCAAGGUGUUCUAUUUCCUUCCAUUGAUCUAUGUGUCUGUCCCUGUGCCAAUAUCACACUGCCUUGAUUACUGUCAUUUUAUAGGAUGUCUUAAUGGGAUUUCUCCUACUUUAUUCUUUUUCAAGCUGAUUUACCUAUUCUUAGUUUUUGCCAUUUCAUAUAAAUAUUAGGAUAAGCUUACCUAUAUCUACAAAAUCUUGCUGAGGUUUUAAUAGGAAUUCUGUUUAGAAAUAAUUUGUAUCUUUAGUAAAUCUUUUAAGAUUUUAUUUAUUUGACAGAGAGACAGCACAAAUAGGCAGAGCGGCAGGCAGAGGGAGAGGGAGAAGCAGGCUCUCCGCUGAGCAGAGAGCCAGAUGCAGGGCUUGAUCCCAGGACUCUGAGAUCAUGACCUGAGCUGAAGGCAGCCGCCCAACCGACUGAGCCACCCAGGCGCCCCUUUAGUAAAUCUUUUAAUCCAUGAAUCUGGUAUGUCUCUCCAUUUUUAGGUUAUUGUUGUUAGUUUGUGUUCUCCAAAAUAUUCAGGUAGUAACUCCCAGUACUUAUGAGUGUGACCUAAUUUGGAAAUAGGGUCUUUGCUGAUGUAUUCAAGUUAAGAUGGAGAUCAUAUUGGAUUAGAUUACUAAUAACUCUGAUGGCUCGUGUCCUGAUAAGAAGAGGGAAAUAUGGACACAAACACACAGGGAAGGCCAUGUGAAACCAGAGACAGAUUGAAUGAUGCAUCUACAAGCCAAGGAACACCAAGAAUUACUAGUAACUACUAGAAACUAGAAGGGAAAGAAGGGAUCCUCCCCCUGCCUUCAGAGAGAGCAUGACCCUGCCAAUACCUUAAUUUUGAACUUCUGUUCCCCAAAACUGUAAUAGAUUUUUGCUGUUUGAAAACACUAAGCUUGUGGUAGUUUGUUUUGGCAGCCCGAGGAAACUAAUGUCAUCUUUUAAAAAAUUUUUUACUAGGAUUUGUAAUUUUUGGCAUACAGAUCUUAUACAUGAUUUGUAAGUGUAUAUACUUAAGUGUCUCACUUUCUUUGGAAAAAUUCUAAUUGGUGUUUUUAAUUUCAACUUUUAACUAUUCAACAUUAGUAUAUACAAAUUAUAUAAAUGUAUAUCUGUAUGUUGAUCUGGUAAUCUGUGACCUUGCUGCAAAACUCACCAACUCAUUCUGGAAGGUUUUGUUUCAUUUUUUAGUAAAUUCCUUGGGGUUUUCUUUUCUUUUCUUUUCUUUUUUUAAGAUUUUAUUUAUUUGAGAGAGAGAGAAUGAGAGACAGAGAGCAUGAGAGGGAGGAGGGUCAGAGGGAGAAGCAGACUCCCCGCCGAGCAGGGAGCCCGAUGCGGGACCCGAUCCUGGGACUCCAGGAUCAUGACCUGAGCCGAAGGCAGUCGCUUAACCAACUGAGCCACCCAGGCGCCCUCCCUUGGGGUUUUCUAUAUAGACAAUCAUGUCAUCUAUGAACAGCGACAGGAAAGUCUGUGUCUUUUAUUUCUUUUGUUUGCCUUAUGCUGGCUGUAACUUUUAGUGGUAUGUUGAAUCACACAGGCGAGAGCAGACAUCCUUGCAUUUUUCCAGAUCUUAGGGGGAAACAUUGUCUUUCACCAUGAAGUACAAAGUAAGCUGUAGGCUUUAUGUAGAUGCUCUUUUUUAUUUUAUUUUUUUAAGAUUUUAUUUAUUUAUUUGACAGAGAGAGACACAGCAAGAGAGGGAACACAAGCAGGGGGAGUGGGAGAGGGAGAAGCAGGCUCCCCGCAGAGCAGGGAGCCCGAUGCGGGACUCGAUCCCAGGACCGUGGGAUCAUGACCCGAGCUGAAGGCAGUCGCUUAACCAACUGAGCCACCCAGGCGCCUUAGAUGUUCUUUUUUAAAUUGAAGAAGUUCCCUUCUGCUCUUGAGAGGCUUUUUAAAAUCAUGAAUGCAUAUUGGAUUUUAUCUGGACACAUGAUAUGAUUAUAUGAUUUUUUUUCUUCAACCUGUAUAUAUGGUGGAUUACAUGGAUUGAUUUUUGAAUAUAAAACCAGUCCUUGUAUACCUGUAAUAAAUUCCAUGUAGUCAUGUUUUCUAAUUUCUUUUUGGAAUUGAUAUGCUAACAUUUUGUUGAAGAUUUUUCUAAAAUUAUGAUGUUCUAUCAUUGUCAUUUUCUUUCUUUUCCUCCCUCCUUUCCUUAUUUCUUCUAGUCUUUGUCUCACUUUGUAUUGUAUAAUGUUGGCCUCAUAAAAUGAAUUGGGAAGUGUUUUUCUGUUUUCUGAAAAAAGUUGUAUAAAAUUUGUGUUCAUUUUUCAGAUGUUUAUGAAAAUUUGCAAGUGAAACCAUUUGGGCCUGAAGAUUUUUAGGGAGCUUUACAAUUAUAAAGUCAGUUUCUUUAAUGGUUAUUCAGUCAUUUGGCUACUUGGGAUAUCUGUUUCAUCAUAGUUGAGAUUUGGUAGCUUGUGGUUUUUGAGAAAUUUAGGCUAAGUAGUCUUACACUUAAAAUUUUCCAGCUUCCUCCCCCAAUAAAAUUUUUGAAGCUCAUUCUCUGAGGCUGGUAGCAUAGCCAUAGUGUCAAAAUUAAACAAGACCAGAUUCCCUUAUAAUGAUAGAUAUAAAUAUUCUAAAUAAAACAUAAGUAAUCUCUACCAGACAAAAGAAUACAAAGGAAUACCGCUCCCCAAGAAUGUCCAAGAUUUAAUCUGUUCUAGAUUAAUUAAUUACAUUUUAAGAGUUUAGAAAUUAUAUUUCGAAGAGAUUAUUAUGAUGGAAAAAUUAUUUGCAGCCUCAAGUCAUUUUAAUUCUCUCAGUGAAUGGUUUUGAAAUAUGUGUUUUUCAAGGUUCUUUGAGAGUGGCCUAAUUUACAGGACCUUAUGUACAAAAUUUAAGUUAAAAAUUCAUACAGUAUUAUUACCUGCAAAAGUUCAUUGAAAAUACACUACCUGCAAAAGUUCAUGUGCAAACACACUGUAUAGACAUUUUGGCUGAAUAGCCAAGUUUUAAAAUUAAUAUUUGCUUUAAGACCAAUGCACUAGCAUAGAAUCAACUUCUGGCAUUCAGAAAAUCUCAAUUUAAAAAAUGUUUAUGAUAGACUUUGUUAAAUGAUUGCAGGGAUUUUUUUUCAUCAUGAAAUUUUGAGGUCCUUUAUUUGAUAUUUUGCUUUUAAUUAUUUCUUACAAUAUGAGAAUUCCCAAAUAGGACUUACUGUUGAGAUAAUAGCCAAGGUGAAAUUAAAAUAACAUUAAGAUUUUUGCUUUUUUUAGAUGUUCAAAUUAUCAAUGCUAGUGUCCCAAUAGUUCUACAAAGAUUUCAGUUAUGAUCUAAUUUAUUAAUUUGCCUUUUUGUUACUUGAAUUAUAAAUUCAUUGACUCUGAAAAGGCAUGAAGUUCUUCUUAAAGUUGUCUAGCAAAGACACAUUCUCCUAAUAUUUUUAUUGUUAUGUCUUAUUGUUUAACAAAUUUUAAACUAUUGAUACCUACAACUUAAAUGUACUGUUUAUGUGCAACUUGCCAAAUUAAGAGUUCAAAGGUUAGUCAUUACAUACUAAAUAAAUAUUAGAGGAUCAUAAUUCAUGUGUAUUUAGCAAUAUUGCUAUGGAGUCACAACAGCCCUUCGUUGUUACCUGUACCACCAGCCUGUUUUGCUCAGGUUUUGUAAUUUAUUAUAUCAUAAAUAAACCUUUCACCAGUAGAUUGCAUGAUUGUCACAUCUGAAAAAUAUUUUUAUAAUGAUGUAACAGUAAUGUACCGUGUGCUACCUUAAAAUUAUUUGUUUUGAAUUCUUUUACUCAGGACCAUAUCUCCGUGUUAAUUGAAUUGCAUAGAUAAUAUGUUAGCCAAAAAUUUCCUGUAGUACAUUUCAAGUAAUACUAUGAUUCAGAUGAUAUUAGAAAAAAAGAUUCUGUGGUUGAAAAAGACUAAAUCAUGGCAUAUUUCACAUCACUUUUUGGAGCAGUAAGUUCAUUUUAUUUCAUCAGGGCUAUAAUAUUUCAGUAAAGCAAUUUUUUAAAACUUUAACCCAUCAUGUGCCAAACGUACUUGACCAUGAAUCCCUUCUUAUAAUGCCUGUUAAUAUCUUUUGCAUAUGAACUAUUUUUGUAAAUGCUGCUCUAGCUAUGAGAAAUAACCUCAGAGGUAGAAACUCUAAAACAUUAUAGCUGGAGGCCAAUUAAGUUUAUGAGAGGGCAAGUUUCUUUCUCUGUAAACCAAUCCCAUUCUUUUUCUACAUAUAGGACCCUUGUCCUCUUAAAAAAGGGAAAUUCCUCCAUGUAACAAUCUCCCUUCACAGUCCCUUCUUACUCUUCCCUCUACCCCAAUUCUUAGUUCAACUUAAUGAGAUAUUAACAAAAAACCCCAAGAAAACAGGUUUGUGGAAUUUUAAAGACAUGGUAAUGAAAUAAA